Triticum urartu is the source of this 1050-nucleotide messenger RNA. RefSeq lists its product as uncharacterized. Lineage: Eukaryota; Viridiplantae; Streptophyta; Magnoliopsida; Poales; Poaceae. Gene Ontology annotation, biological process: transposition. The record is from RefSeq and is a predicted model, not a curated record.
CACAUGCAGGCGUGGGAGAUCGCCCAUACGCGGAAGGACCCCAAGCCUGGCGAGCCCAAGUACUACGGCAAGAAGACCGCAGAGAGGAAGAAGGCCUACUCCGAAGCGUAUCUGGAGUUACAUCCUGACACACCUGACCCCAUUGCGACGCCUCUGGACGACAUGGCGGUGGUGAGGAUGGGGCCCAAGGAGAACGGUCGGGAGGCGGUUCUCGAUGCUGUGAUCACUCCUAGUAUCUCCUACACACAGCUUCGUCGGAUCGACCCGAGCCUGAGCCAGCGCACGAGCCAGCCAGUGACUAGUACACAGUACCUCUUUCAGGAGCAACAAUCUGCCUACAUGGAGUACACACGCCAGGAGACCAUGGCGUGGCAUCAGAGGCUUUAUGAACACCAAGUGCAGAGGGAUAGCCAGAUGCAGCAGGCUUUUCAGGAUAUGGCGGCCGGCAGGUGUCCUCAGUUCCCUCCAGCACAAUGCCCUCCAGCACAACCAGUGCUGAUGAGCUUUGAGGAGUUUGUGGCACAGACCGCUGGCCCCUCGCCGGGAACAGGUGGAUCUACCGUUGGCGGUGGUCUUCGCAGCACUCCGGAGACACGGAGCCCGACCACUCCGAUCCACGGAGGCGGAGGCGGAGGAGGAGGCGGUCUUGGCGGUAGCGCUGCCGCUAGCAGUGACGACCUGGGCUUCGGCGGUCUUGGCGGUGACGACCUCCGUGGUGCUCGACGUCCUGGCGCUUAAGCCUUUGGGUCACAUUGUGGCGGUCUUGGUGGUGAUGAUACUUAUAUGCUUGUGAUGUUUCUUAUUGUUGUUUGUGAGAUUCUUAUGCUUGGUGGUGAUGAUACUUAUAUGUUUAUGCUUUGCGAUGCUUCUUAUGAUGUGUGAUGAUGAAUUUGUUCUGUGAUGCUGCUGGGCCAGCUGUUAUGUGAUGCAUAUAUUUGUUGUGUGAUGUAUAUAUUCAAAUGAAUUGAGCUGAAACAAAACAGAAAAAAGAAAAAAAACAGACAGAAACUAUGCCGACGGCUAGGCCGUCGGCAUAGAGCUGCCGUGAGC